Glossina fuscipes is the source of this 1428-nucleotide messenger RNA. RefSeq lists its product as uncharacterized. The transcript is spliced from 2 exons. Bases 102 to 335 code for a protein of 77 amino acids. The record is from RefSeq and is a predicted model, not a curated record. NCBI's taxonomy places the organism in Eukaryota, Metazoa, Arthropoda, Insecta, Diptera, Glossinidae.
UAGUAUAAAUAGCUGGAGUUUUCAAUCAUUUGUUAUCGGAGUUUUAAUUAAAUCUACCACUAUCUUCACCACCACAACCAUCAAUAAAUCCUCAACAAAGUAUGUAUAAAUUUUUUAUUUUGUGUUUAAUACCUUUAUUGGUCACGUUGGUUUCGGCAAAACCGGCUGUAAUUGCACCAUUGGCUUAUUCGUCCCCCUUGGUGGCCGCCUCGCUAUAUACAACGCCUGCUUACACUUCAUCCUAUUAUGCCCCCUACACUUCUCCCUAUAUUGCAUCUUCUUACACUGCCGCCUACACUAGUUAUCCUUUUGCUGCAUCAUAUUUGUUGCGUUGAUUGCAUCUGAAGGGAUGGGUUAUUGUUAAAGUUCACGAGUAGUUUCAUUAAUUAAGAAAGUAAAAUACACAAACAAAAGAAAAGGUAACAACUUCCUCAAUAUUUUAUGAAGUUUCCCAAUAUCAUUUUGAUAAACAUUAUAAUCGGGUUGAUUAAAAGGUCUGGGCUAAAUAGCAAGUUGAUAUAUUUUUUUACUUUGUUUUAUAAUCUAUUUUUAAAACUUUUCCUUUAUAAUAUUCCACACGUAUUCAACGUAUUUAUAUAUAUACUGAGUGUAAUACACUGAUCUUAUUUGAAAUAUUAGUGAGCUCGAUGUAAUCAUCAUAAAGAAGAAGUUGAAUUCCUGUGAUAGUAAGAUUAUUUUUCAAUAGAUGUUUUGCAUCAUGUUAGUUACAUUUCUAUAUCCACUUAUCGAAAACACUCUGAAAUAUUCACCUGAGUAUAUACUUAAGAACGUAAGACAAUAUAACCAUGUACAUCUGUAUUUUUGCUUGUCUGUUUGUUUGCUGAUAAAACGCUCGCGACCGCAAAAAUUGAGACUGGAAUCUAAAACUUGGGUACUCUUGGUUAAUGAACAUUGAUCGAAUUUGAAAAUAUACAGGAUUCGCCUAUGACCACGCCCGUAAAAAACUGUAGCUUAUAAUUCAUGACAGAGACUAGCAGAAAUACAUCAAGACGAUUUUUUCAAUAUAGUACAUUAUAUUGGCGCCAUCUAUUGCGAUUGGAAAACUUCAUGAAGAAUAAAAGACUUUUACCUGCGCAAUAAACGCGUUGUCUAACUCGGCUUUUAUUAUUACAUUUCAACUCAAAUAGUCAUCUAUAUAUGGCGCCACUAAACAUACCAUUUCGAAAAACCUAUUGUUGCUGUAGGUAAGAAAGCGCGCCGUUUUAGAGAAAUGGUUAAAGAUUUUGGUGAAACAUAUGAAAACUAAGCGAAAACGAAAUGGUCAAGCUAUUUAGCCGUUUUUGCUAAAAAAACAGUAUUCGUUCCUUUAGUCAAAUAAGCAAACGAGAGUUUAUAUUCUAUCUAAGUAACAUUUCUCGCAAAACCCAAAAACAAACAAAAAUAGACUACCGCAUUGUAACCCCUUUG